Messenger RNA from Dicentrarchus labrax (European seabass), 2145 nucleotides. It is a transcript of the gene rs1a, whose product is annotated as retinoschisin 1a. The coding region runs from base 74 to 772 and encodes 232 amino acids. NCBI's taxonomy places the organism in Eukaryota, Metazoa, Chordata, Actinopteri, Moronidae. The record is from RefSeq and is a predicted model, not a curated record. The transcript is spliced from 6 exons.
CAGUCUCUCUAUCACUGCUGGCUUGGUUGCUCAGUCUACAGUCGGUGUCGUCUGGUUUGGAGCAGGUUGGAAGAUGGCUUUCAACGUGCAGCGUUUUCUGCUGGCCCUGCUUCUUCUGGGAGCUAACGUGUUCAUCAGCAUUUAUGCUCAAGAGGCGGAAGUUUCUGAAGCAUGGACCAAAAGGUCUUGCAAAUGUGACUGUGAAGGAGGAGAAGCCCCAACUGAGUUCUCCUCCAUUGGGACUGGCUCUUCCAUGGUGCGAGGAGUGGACUGCAUGCCAGAGUGUCCAUACCACAAGCCCCUGGGCUUUGAGGCUGGAUCAGUGAGUCCAGAGCAGAUAACCUGCUCCAACCAGGACCAGUACACCGGCUGGUUCUCCUCAUGGCUCCCGAGCAGGGCCCGGCUCAACGGUCAGGGUUUUGGGUGUGCCUGGCUGUCUAAGUUCCAGGACAGCAGUCAGUGGCUGCAGAUUGACCUGAACAAGGUGAUGGUGGUGUCAGGCAUCCUCACUCAGGGCCGCUGUGACGCUGAUGAGUGGAUCACAAAGUACAGCGUUCAGUACCGCACAGAUGAAACACUCAACUGGAUCUAUUACAAAGACCAGACUGGAAACAACAGGGUGUUUUAUGGAAAUUCUGACCGCUCCUCAUCUGUGCAGAACCUCCUGCGGCCACCGAUUGUGGCUCGCUACAUCCGCAUCCUUCCCCUCGGAUGGCACACACGCAUUGCUCUGCGCAUGGAGCUGCUGCUCUGCAUGAACAAAUGCAUCUGAACCUCUCCUCCCACCGUCCCCGAGGCCUUGCCCUAUAACUUAAUCUAUACCUAAAGCCUCAUUGUAAGAGUGCGUGGUCUGCUCUCACAUCCACAGAUUUGGCCCCCUCCAGCUACAUGUAUAAAACCACAAGCUGAGGAAAAUAUAUUCUGUUUAAAACCUUUUUAAAAUACCAACAAGACAUUUUGACUUGUGAUUGUGAUGUGAUUUCAUUAAAAUAUUUGUUUGAUAUGCUCAAUGAGCUUUCAUUCGCUCCACUCUCCAUUGUCUCUGUUUAACCAGUGUCACACUGGGGGCUUUAAUUUGGUGAGUUCUCAAUAGAUUAUUCCAUUUGCAAUGAAAUGGCAUAAAUUCAAAGCAAUAAUUAGGCAUUGAGAGGGUGCAGUAGCGUUGCUAUGGAGGUUGUAUCCACCGGUCUGAGUCAAGCUCUCAUCCUUCUGUGACAUGUGAAAUUAUGUCUUUUUCUCCCAAUAUUUAAUGGUAAAAAAGGGAAUUUACAGUUCUGCACCUCAGAAAGUCAGUCUGUCUUCCUUAAAGGAUAAAGCUGAUGAUAUUCUACAUUUUACAUCCUACUGUCAACAGAUCCAACGAAAAGACCAAAACCACCAAAUGAAUUGAGCCUAAAGACAAGUAUUGUUUGUGUGGCCAAAGCCUGAUAAAUCUUAUUCCUUUAUUUUUAAUAUAUUUAUUUUGAUUAUUAUUAUUAGAAUUGUGACUUUGUUACUAUGAACAUGGGCACUGUGGCUUAUUUUGAAUCAGUAACUGCUGCUCUAAAUACUUAAAAAUAGUCCCCAACAAAUACAUUUACUUUGAGUUUGAGUAAUGUUUACUAAAAACUACAGUGCCCAGUUGUUUUAGAAAAUUACUUUUUUAAAUAUAAAAGUAUAUAGUUGUGAUCCCCUUUUUUAAAAAAGAUUUUCGUCUUCAGUCUGCACGAUUGGUUUAAGGCUAACAGGACAAAGAAGCCAGAGAGUAUUGAGAAAAGAACUAACAUGUUGUUGAUUUUGGUCUUUUCAUUGUUUUGUUUUUUGAAAUAAGAAAAAUGCGCAAUAAUUCCCGACUUUUUCCUUAAAUAUGUGUUGGAUUUUAUUUCCUGUUUUCUCUUCUUUGUUUGUAAACACAUUCACUUUUUAUCUCAGGCACUUUUUUUUAAAAAUGUCACUUUUCAGUGCUAUAUAAAGAUCGAGGGAUGGACAAGUCACUAAUAUUCAGAUGUGGUUUUGUAUUGUGGUGAACUCCUGAUUUGUUUCUGUAACAUUUCAAUUCAAUGUCCCAUGGUGCUUUGGGAAUACAUUGCAGAGUGUUUUACUCUGAAUAUGUGUUCUUUAUUGUAUCUUUAAACUAUUUCCUUGAUUAAAUGAAUACGUAUAUCA